UUGCACACAUGGACUGAGACAUAAUAGAUAAACAAGCUACUUAUUAUUGUCUGCAUACAGAAUGUGCUUCAUACCUUCAGCCUGUACAGAAUUACCAGUAACCAGUACGGGGAAAAGUUAGCAUAAUGGAGGAUACAUGACAAAGGUAUCACCAGUUAGGAAGCAUUAUGGUUCACCACUAGACAGAUAGGCAGCUGGCACUGGGCUCAAGCUUGAAUCCAUUCCGGGGUGAGCCAGUUGCUGCAACCAUUAUGUCACCCAACAGACUCCGCUCCCUCAGCCUGGUCAUCAGCUUGCUGCUGUUGUACACCCAUGCUGUCAGUGGGGCAUGUCUAGCAACAUGCGAUUGUCAUGUGACCAACAACAGAAGCUAUGUGACCUGCACUGACCAAUCACUCAACGGCUUACCAAAAGAAUGGAAUAUGACUGCCUUCUCAGUUGAUCUCCAGAAAAACCAAAUAUCUCGUCUAGCUGACGUCUUUCAUGUAUUAACUGAUGUUGAAGUUGUGGAUUUGAGUUCAAACAAUAUCCAGUUUGUGAUAUCAGUGGACUUUAAACUGAACAGAUUAUUAAGAACUCUUAAUAUAUCCAACAACAACAUUUCAUUUCUUGGUGACAAUGCAUUUAUCAACAUACCAAAGCUUCAAGUUCUGAGUUUGGAAAAUAAUACACUUACUACUACGUUACUAACUAGUGCAAUAUUCAAUGGCUUGGCAGACUUAAGAGUGCUUAACCUUCGAAGGAAUGCUCUGACUUCUUUACCAUCUGAUGUGUUCAACCCACUGUCAAGUCUUGAGACUUUAUAUCUUGGUUACAACCAUAUAAAGACAAUCACUGCGGCUAGUUUUCUGAACGUUCCAAAAUUAACAGCGCUGUAUAUUUCACACAACCUAAUUACCAACUUCAAUGGUUCUGACAUUUUUUCUUCGAGCAAUGUGCUACAGACCUUAGAUUUAUCCCAUAAUAAGAUUGAAAUGUUAUCAAAUUUAACUCUGCCCUUUGUUCAGCACUUCGAUGUAAGUGGAAACAGACUGACAGAUAUAAAUAAUGAACUCUUCCAAGAUAUGAAAAACUUAACCGUUCUAAAUAUGAAUAAAAAUUUAUUGGCAUCAAUUGAAUUACCAGUGUUUUCAAAACUACAUCAACUAGACUUACUGUCAAUGUCAGAUCAACCAGACUUAAAAUACCUUGGUCAUCAAACAUUUAAAGGCCUGGGGAAUGUGCACACGCUUGUUCUAAGUCACAACCCAAACCUUUCUUUCAUACACACCGAGUUGUUCAAUGAACUUGCAACAGUCAGCAUAAUAGACCUGAGCUUUAACAACAUCAAGCAGCUUCAUAACGACACCUUCAGUGAAAACAGUGAACUAGUCAGUCUGGACCUUCAGGGUAACAGUUUCACUUGUGACUGCAGCAUAGACUGGAUUCUGGAAGACUUGCAGUCAAACGCCAGUAUUAUUCUUUAUCCUGAACACUUACAAUGUACAAUGCCAACAUCAGGGUUGUCAGAACCCAUGCUGAACUUGGAUAUAGAUUCAAUAACAUGCAGCUCAGUGAUCAUAGUUAACUAUUCCAGUGAAGCUUCUUUACAAAUUGGGCAAUCUGCAAUACUGAAAUGUGAGGCAAUAAGUGACCCUAGUCCGGAAAUUAUUUGGAUAACACCUCGGAAUAAUGUUUUAUCAUAUCAUGACUUUCACCCCUUCAUUACAUUGGAUAACAGCACUCCAUUCAAUUAUCUUGUAUACAACUCUAGUCAGGAUGUGCAAGAAAAGCGUUCCUAUUAUUCUGUGGGUGAAUCUGAACAGGGAAGAGUAUUAAUUCUUCAAGAUGGUUCCCUCUAUAUUGACUAUGUACUGAGAAGUGAUGCCGGCAAUUACAAAUGCAUAGCUAAAAACCCUCGUAACUCUACAGAAGUGACUAUUGCUGUGUCUUUAGAUUAUGCUGUAAUGAAAGCUGUGUACGUGUGGAGUCUAGUGGUUGGAUUCUCAUCCGCUGGAUCAUUUUUCCUUCUCAACUUGAUUUACUCCUUGACUCUUGCUGCUAUUCGCCGGUGUAUUAGCCAACGUAGGCGGGAGAGGAUAGCACAUGCAGUCGAGACUAUGGACCAGUAUAGGGCACACCAGCUAAACCGCAUCAAGGAGAACUAUACCAACCAGGUGGGGCGUAUUCGAGACCAGUAUAACUAUCAGCUGGGCAGGCUGAGGGAACACCAGCAGCACCAGAUGGAGCGAAUGGGCCGCAUGCGUGAUGGCGCUUCUCAGAGGAUGGAUAAAUUGCGUGAGAACUACAAUAACCAGCUGGGAAAACUAAAGGAUUAUAGCUCUAACCAGCUUGUUCAGCUGAGGGAAAAAUAUAAUAGUCAGGUGGACAAAAUCAAAGAUUAUGGAAGUGUUAAACUAGACAGAAUUCAUGAGAAGUAUAAACUAAAGCAACAGCAUGUUAUUAAAAUGCUUGAAAUGAUGAAUUUAGAUAGUUGUCGAACUGUAUUAGACAGUGAGUGCAUUAGAGCAGAGUCUAUGAUAUUGCAGUCCGAUGGCUUUCCAAAUGACAUCUCUCUUCAAAGCCCCAUAGACUCUAUGAGCAUCAGUGACUCAGAGUACCUGACUGCCACAAGUUCAGAAUCCUCCAUAUAUACGAGUCAGCAAAACAUUAACCUGGAAGAUGAAGACUCGCAACUAACACCUAUGAACCCUUUCAAUGAGGAUGAUCAACUGAACAGUCCCACACUGCACUGUGACCUAAAUGCUAAAACUCCAGACUCAGUAUACUAUGAAAUAGGUGAUACAGAGCCAUCUUGUUCCAUAUCUAGCUCUUUCAUAAGACAUCACAGCAGAAAGAAACGAUACAAGCAGGCUGACCGAGCAUCAAGGGACGAGGCUGAUCUCCUCUGUAGACUAGACUGUGAUACUGAGCAACAAUAUCCUUCAACCAGCGUGGUUGAAAUAGCCAUAAACCAGUCACCUGAUACCGCUACACAAGAAUCAGAACUAGAGUUGGACCAAACCUUAGUAAGUGGAGAAUUACUGGAGCUAUGCGUUGAUUUGUACGGUGGUCAAGAUGACUGGGAAAUAAAGGAGACUAUAGUCUGAUAAGAUGGAGACUUAUUGGACUUGGCAGUUAUCUCACUCUGAUUUGAUCUAUUUAUUAUUGAUAUUUUCCUGUUGAGGUUUAUAGGGUUCAACAAUAUAAACAAUGAUUUCCAUACAUUUAUUAUUCAAGUGUUAGUGCGGAAACUCAUCUGUUCAAUAAUGCAAUGUAAAUGCACUAAUGCAAAGUUUUACAAUCAGAGUUCACCUCACAUGAUACACUUUUUUGUUUUUAAAUGUUUGAUUGUAUGCAUGAACACAUUGCACAAAUGCACCUUUUUAUGCCCAUAAAAUCCUAGUUAUUGUCUUGGUAUUGAUAUAUUUUGAUCAUGCAUAAUGCUCAAACUUAAUGCUAUUUCGUUAUUAUAAAUGCUAUCAUGAGCGGAGCCGUUAAUUGUUCAAAUGUUUUGUUCUAGUCAAACACAAAUGUCUUAACAACAGAACUGGUAUUUUUCAAAAACCUUCACAACCCCAAAACAUGCUUUAUUUAUUAAGUCUGCUAUUUUGGUUUACACCAUAACUACAUACAUAUUCUAUUAAAUUCAAUGUGUUCAAAUAGAACAUGUUCACUUCUGUUUUGACUUUAAGUUGUAUAACUAAAUACAGAUAAAAACUAUUAUGUUACCAUAUAAAAUAGAGAACCAUGGUUACACUUUAAGUCAUGUACAUUGCAUUUUUCCUAUAAUUACGAGAAAGUGUUGGCCUGGAAACCAACAUCCAUCACACACAUGGUAUUUCUAUGUUUCCAUGUGCAUCAUCAUCAGCUAAGUAUCAUUUAAUCCAGAAAAAGUAUUGGAAGGUAUAUAUUACACCACCACAUAGCCAAUGUAUCUCUAUCCUUCAAAUGUUAUCACUUGCUCAUAACUGCAGAUUGAACCACUUCAUUUGUAUAAUUAUCUUAUUUAAAUGCAUACUUGUCUACCUUAAUUUGCAGUAAUUAAACUACCUGAAAUUACCAGUAAAAUUUCAGAAUAUUUUGAAACCAAAAACCUAUAGAGAUUAAAUUCUAUUUCUUGUAAGUAGUCUGAGUAUUUUUUGAAUGUGAAAUCGAGUAUUUUAAGUUAUUAUUACCAUGUUCAAUACGUUAUUUUUUGUAUGUUAUUGUUAUCUGGAAUAAAAGACAGAAAUUGCA
Messenger RNA from Mya arenaria, 4218 nucleotides. Its product is annotated as leucine-rich repeat neuronal protein 1-like. Lineage: Eukaryota; Metazoa; Mollusca; Bivalvia; Myida; Myidae. Gene Ontology annotation, molecular function: protein binding. Bases 252 to 3089 code for a protein of 945 amino acids. The transcript is spliced from 2 exons. The record is from RefSeq and is a predicted model, not a curated record.